GACCACAAGCUGGCCUCGCACGAUCUUUCUGGACAAUCACUUGUUCCCCUUUUUUGCUUCUGUCACUCGUUUCAUCAAAAUGCGUUAGUCUAUUCUUUGCGUACACCUGUAUUGACUUGUUCUUUUGCCAGGCGUUGCCUGAGCCUCACUUUCUGACCAGAUUUCUCGGACCUGCUAAUCCGAAUGAGAUUGGCCAACUGACGAAAUUUUGACCUCCCUUACACUGCGUGCCGAUUCCGUGGUCUGCGUCUCUUGACAGGUCGGGACGGCUCGGAAUGAGCCCAUCGCUUGAAUGUCCCACCAGUUCCACAUCGCCGGCGCGAGCCACGCUCUCCUCGACCCAUGGUCUCAAGGAGCGGGCGUGGUGAGGGACGUCCUCACUCGGUGGUCCGAGCUCGACAUCACACAAAUUGGCUCCCUGGUUGCCAUAGCCGGCACCCUUCCUACGGCUUGGAGACUGAUGCAAUCUGCCUGGCGGGAGGCGUAUAGUUGUCUUCGGCGCUUUUUCCUCGCUUCUGUCACAAUUCCGGGCGGUGACCCGGUCAACCGGAGCGUCGUGAAAUGGAUACUCUCCAACCGGCCCCAGCAUUGUCGUUCCUUCACCGGCCGUACCGAGGUCACACGCACCAACCCAGACCGUGCUGCCGCUCUAAAGAAGACGCGCCAUACCGUUCAGUACUGUCCUCACUGGAACAGACGGUGGCUCUGGUUCGGAGGCAACUUUUUGGUCGUCACCCGUGCCAUUGGAGAUUUCAAUUCUUCGCUAUCGGACCCCAGCUACGAUGGAAUCGGAGGCGAGGACCUGACCAUCAGCUGCUUCGGGUGGUCGGCGCAUCCCGUCCAGAAUUUCAUCGAGGCCUGCCGCGAGUACGCCGACAGGCAGACACAAUACUUCGUCAUCAUCUACUCCCGCGACCGUUACGGCAUGUCAUGGAAACCUAAAGCCCGCAAGCCCCUCCGCCACCUCGACACCGUGCACUUCGACCCCGGCGUGAAGCAGGAGUUGCUUGCUGAUAUCCGGAACUACCUGGAUCCGAAGACCCAGAUGCGCUAUCAAAGCCGGAGUAUGCCGUACCGGAGAGGCUACCUCUUUUACGGCCCACCUGGAACUGGCAAGUCCUCGCUUUCUGUGGCGAUUGCUGGCGAGUUUGGUUUGGAUCUGUACGAGGUUAAGAUCCCCAGUGUGGCAACUGAUGCCGAUCUGGAGCAGAUGUUCCAGGAGAUUCCGCCGCGAUGUGUGGUUCUUCUUGAAGACAUCGAUGCCGUAUGGGUGGAGCGUUUAAGCAACCCCGAAAAGAUCAGCAACUGCAAUGGACGCGCACAUUCACCGGAGAGCAGAAAUGUGCCCAACUGCACUCUCUCCGGACUGCUGAAUGUUUUGGAUGGUGUUGGAUCGCAGGAGGGCCGUAUUGUCAUCAUGACUACCAACCGACCUGAGCAACUCGAUAGUGCCUUGAUUCGUCCCGGCCGCGUCGACAUGAAGGUCCUCCUGGGCAACAUUAGCCCGAAGUCAGCGGCGGACAUGUUCGUAAGGAUGUUCUCUCCCGACCUAGGGUGUACAACACAUCUGGGAAUGGAAGAGAUUGAGAAACUUUCUGUCCAGUUUUCCAGCGCGAUACCGGAAGACACGUUGACCCCAUCUCAAUUGCAGGGGUUUUUCCAAGUACAUUUAGAGAGCCCGCACGAUGCCGUCAAAAACAUCGCCAGCUGGGUCGAACAAGAACUUGCAAGAGCUCAUUUCAAAGAGUUCGAGUUUAUAACUUCCAGUGGGAAGGCCUAGAGGUGUAGUAGCUAGCUAAAGUACUCUACUGUGCUAUCAUUUGUAAAAUUAGAUGUAAACACUGGGUGGAGUUUCUUUUCCUUUUCUUUUCGGUUCUUUUUCGUUUGCCGCGGUUAUUUAGAUGAGGAGAGAAGGGCCUGCGUUAGAUGAUAGCAGUAAAUGCAUUUCUCAAGUCUAGCUUUUCAAAACUAUGGUCGACGUAGCUAACGGCGCGCAACGCAUUUUCCCUAAUAUAAACAGCCUUGCAACGGACAAUGGCUGGCCCAUUU
Colletotrichum phormii is the source of this 2049-nucleotide messenger RNA. RefSeq names its product ATPase. The coding region runs from base 293 to 1780 and encodes 495 amino acids. Gene Ontology annotation, biological process: protein insertion into mitochondrial inner membrane from matrix; mitochondrial respiratory chain complex III assembly. Gene Ontology annotation, molecular function: ATP hydrolysis activity; ATP binding. The transcript has a single exon. Lineage: Eukaryota; Fungi; Ascomycota; Sordariomycetes; Glomerellales; Glomerellaceae. The record is from RefSeq and is a predicted model, not a curated record. Gene Ontology annotation, cellular component: mitochondrial inner membrane.